AUGCAGUUGCGCACCGCCCUUUUCUCCCUCGCCGGCCUUGCCGCCGCCGCUAUCGAGGACGGUACUCCCUUCAACCUCAUGGCCCUUCGUUCCGCCAGCGACAUCCACUUCGCCCCUUUCAACGCCGCGCUUAACAGCAUUCUUCUCCGCCUACCUUCGCAAAACGCCAACUGCGGAUGCGGCGUCCCCUCCAACAGCAGCGCUGCUUUCUACCUCGAGGAGGGUGGUCUCUACCUCUACACCGGCGACGACAGCACCCCGCAGCAGCUCUUCGUCGACCGUUCCGGCAUGGGUGAGUCCUGGCCCCGCAACGGCGAGCGUGACGUCUUCGAGCUCGACGAGUACGAUGACCUCACCUUCAACGGCUCCGGCUUCCUCGCCUGCCCUGGCAGCAUCGACGAUGCCUGGAGCGUCUGGGUCAGCGCUGGUGUCGCCAACCCUGGUGGCCACACCGACUGCCUCGGUCUCGUUGCUCGUGCUGUCGAGAAUGACGACGCCGCCCCGUGCCUCUACACUAAUUAA
Molecule: messenger RNA, 522 nt
Organism: Parascedosporium putredinis
Lineage: Eukaryota; Fungi; Ascomycota; Sordariomycetes; Microascales; Microascaceae
Source: the annotation of a GenBank genome assembly